UAUACUGAUGACUUUUGUACAACACGUUGAUAACGUUACGUCAACGAGUUCACCAUAGUCUUCCCAACAUUCUGGCAAAUAUCAACAAAACAGUUACAGGUUGGGCUGAAAAUAAAUAAAAUGCACUGAAGAAUAUUGACUGUUUACGUUUUGACAUGGUUGAAGCGAGCUGUAGUUUGAAUUGGGAUUUUGAUCCAGAGCUAGGCUACUAGGAGGUUCGUAAAACGCGAUGUGCCAGUAUACUUUACGACGUGUUGUCGUUCUUUCUAUGGCAAGAGUUUUACAACUUCGACAGCCUUUGGCAAAGAUUCGAGCAAAAGGAUACGUGAGAACAGCUCUAUAGUUUUAUUGGGCUUGCGACAACUACAAGCAAUACAGUUUGUUCUAUAUACUUAAUAGUCAUCUGGAGUAUUGUUUAAUUGAAAAAUGGCAAUUGUUCAAAUGGGAAAAAGCAGAGACAGACUUCAAGAACUUAGUAUGAAACUAGAACAAAGUCACCUGGUGUAUUUACAGACUGAUGACAGCCCUUUGAAGUUACAACAACGUCAUAAGUUAGAAGGUUUCAUUAAAGAAUAUUUAUGCCUCGUUCCAAAUGACAACAAAUAUAUAUUUCAAGAGACGGCAGAUAUACUGCACAGGUCUGCUGCUACCGUUCAAGAUUUUAGUGGAUACAGAGCAUGUACUGCAUGGAGUGCAAUUUCACUAUACGCAGCAAACCUUUUAGCACAGCCAUGGCGGAAAGAAUACAGAACACUAAGGACAUAUAGUGGAUACUAUAAACAUGAGGUCGAAGCAAACUUAAUAGGUGCAGAGUUGAUGUUUGAGUUAAUGGGGUACAAGCAUACAGGAUUAGGUGUAUUAGCUUUAGAAGGACCGAUAGAUCCUGACAAAGUAUCCAGCGUCAGUAGAGAUGCUAUAGUGGCCUUUGUUGAAUGCCAGAUUUUUAAAGAAAUCUGGGAAAGCGUAUCACAAAAUUUCACAGUUUCGUGGCUUGAAAUUCUGGAAUUUCGAGAAAACCACGUAGGUACCCCAGAGCAAGCGAUACGUGCUUUAAAUUAUCGCUUUCUGGAAAAGAUACAUCAAUCUCGAGUCAAGGUCGAUAGUUACAGGGAUUAUCGACAUCUUCCACAAAGUGCUAUCGUGGACGUAGUACCAACGAUAUCAUAUCACGUGCCAUCAAACAAUUACAGCAGUACUGGUUUAUCAACGUGUCACGAUGAAUAUCGAUAUUUGGAUGAAGGAAAUGUGUCACCCGGUAGCUAUCGAUAUUUCAAUCCCGUCGAUUCUGUUAGCCUUGGGAAUCGAUGCAAUACUUAUAGCUAUUUACCAGCAGAUAAUAAAUACUUUAGUGGCAUUCAUGGGACUUCUUAUUGUACUGCAAUGUCAACGUACGGAACUAAAGUUCCAACUGGACGUUUAAUCGAAUUAGACACUCCAGUUCCAAUACCAGUGGCUAAUUAUGACAAAUCAUUGAACCGUCAAACAUCCUAUAAAAAUUCAGACUUCGACGAGGUCGAUUCAUUCCGCCGAAAAUCCAACGAUGCGGAUCGUUACAAUUAUACCAAAGUGGAGAAGAAACAUGGAAAAAGUGGCCUUGCACCUAUUGAAAAGGAUACCAUUGACAGUUGGGAUUUCGUGUACAGAAAUUUAGAGAGUUUAGGCUAUUCGAAGGAUCUAGGCGACCGCGAAGAUAUAUUACGUAAAAAGGAAAUGGACUGUCGAACAUCAAGACAGAAGUCAUCUAAAUCACCUGCUAAUAAUGACUUGGACGACCGGAAUUUAUCUCAGCGACUUUACGAGAAAAAACGAAGUCGUAAUGCAUUCAAUGAACUUGACAGAACCAAUGGACGAUCUGUUACAAAUCAGGAAUCAUUAGUUCACAAGAAAAAGUCUUCCCCCGAUCUCUCUAAUCUGGGAGCACUUGGCUCUACUGAUAUAAAGAUAGAAGAUCAAUACAUUCACAAUAAAUCCAAGAAGUACAGCCAAACAUUGCCUAAUCAACGAGCUAACGAUCGGUAUCGAACUUCCGAACAACAAAUUGCCAAAUUGGCAGAUUCACUUAGAAGCCUAGGAGUUCCACCUAGAGAAAAGCACCCGGAAGUGGAAAAUCGAUGGAACUGUUCCACCUGCACAUUCUUGAAUGCUCCUAAUAGGGAAAUUUGUGAAAUGUGUGGAAAAUCUAAACGCAGAGGUAACGAGGAUAAACCAUUAGCGAGCGGUGGAAAGGAGUGUCCACAGUGUACUCUUGUUAAUGAAAAAAACGUCUCUACUUGUGAUGCUUGUGGCGCGAGCCUUAAAGAUUCUCCGACCUAUAUAUAGACAUAGAGAGUGGCCUUGAAGUUACGAGAUUCGUGUAAAAAUACCUUGACGAAAUUAUUCGUUGAUUAUUAUAUUACGUAUAAGAGUCAAUUUCACAUCGUAAUUGCAGAAGUAAUUAGCGGCUUUGAUAAACUGUGAAUUCAAAUCUCAAUGCAUACAAAUUAUUACUGUUUGUCCACUUACGACUUCCAUGAAAUUCACGAUUUUUAGGUGAAGUGAAGAUGUUUAACAAAAACAAGCAUUUUACAACAAUAGGGCAACUGUAAUUAUUUUCUUCUUUUCACAAAAUAACGUGACCAUUUUGUGAAUUAUUUUUUCGAUGAAAAAUUCGUCGAGAGUAUAUGGUAUAUUUUGCGAUGAUACGUAUGAUAUUAGUAUUCUGUAUUGUUGUGCGGAUAUUAUCAAAGACGGUUAAAUAUGAAAUAGAAAUUUACCUUCGGCCUUUAUCAGAAUUUAAAGCUAGGUUGCGUAAUGAUGAUUAUUACGCGGAAUCGAGAAUAAUCACAUAAAGUCUUACAUUACAUAAUAUUAUUGAAUGUAAUGAUAACUCGAGAUCGCUAUCAAUAAUAUUAAUUAUCUGUAUAAAUUUUUCUUCUUUAAUUAAUAUCUCAUAUCGUUUAUCAAUGGUUGACGGUACUUUUAUUAGUAGAUUAUCAGUUUAUUUGCUUUGCAUUCAUGUUGAUCAAUGUAUCAAUAGAUCUUAUCAACAUUAAAAUUAUAUGAUCGAAAACGGUUCUAAAUCGUAUAUUUUUAUGGAAGACGGUUAUCUUUUAAAAACGUCUUGUAUAAUUGUGGAAAUCAAAUUUCUUUAUUUUUGUACAGUAUUGUUUCGCAAUAAUCAUUCUUCAUUAUCAAUAAUAAGAGAUUGCGCAGCUUAUCAUGAAUAAACUGAAUGCUCUGAAUAUUUAAGAAGAAAUAUAAAGAGAAAAAAGAAGUAUUGAUAAUAUUUAAGUAGUGAAAAGAACAGUUUUUAAUGUUAUUGCUUAUCGUCCAUUAACCUCAACAUUCUUAUAACAGAUUUUCUAAGAUAAAAACGAAAUUGCGGACAACUAUGAAAAUCGUAUACAGAAGAUUCUUUGAAAAUAGUUCUUCGAAAAAAAAAUAUACAUGCUUAAUUGGGUGUAUUGGGAGAAAAACGAAUUUAGUAAGCCAACCUAACAGUGAUUCUGAUAUUUUAAAUAAAUAAGCAUCGUCGGCGACCGAGGGAGUCCGAUCACAUCCAGAUCACUGUCAUGUUGCGCUUGUGAAUGGUUAGGCUUGGUCAGUUAAGAUUUUUCUAAGUUACGUGAGGUUAGAUCAGGUUAGGUCUCAACCUAAUCUUACCUCACAACUCGAAUUAUAAUAACUUCAAUUAACACGCUGUAUACUUAUGUAAUUUGCGGAUCGAUUAUUGAUUUUUCACCUUGUGCCAGAUCUUAAUUGACUAGAGACGGAAGCACAAUCGAUUAGUGAUAUCUACAGAAAGUAUAAAAGUUGCACAAAAGAAGUAGCUGUGCAAAAUCUAGAAUUAUCGAAACAUGAAAGAGCUAC
Molecule: messenger RNA, 3849 nt
Organism: Cephus cinctus (wheat stem sawfly)
Lineage: Eukaryota; Metazoa; Arthropoda; Insecta; Hymenoptera; Cephidae
Gene: tamo
Product: protein tamozhennic
Exons: 6
Coding region: 427-2319 (630 amino acids)
Cellular component (GO): cytoplasm
Source: RefSeq, a predicted model, not a curated record